GCUACUUCGUUAGGAAGUUGGAUUGUAUCUAUGAAGCGAACUUUUGAUCCGUACAUUAGUAAUUAUCCCUAAUUUGGAAUAACUAGCUUAUUUCACUUCUACAGUGACAUUCGGCAUCGUGACAGUGCUGGGAUCAUUUCAGACUGAGAUGAAACUUCAUUCGGUGUGGAUGUACUGGAAUUAAGCGGAUGUAACUGAAGACAGUGCAUAUAACUGAAGUUGGAUCUGCACAUAACUGCCUGGUUAUGAGAGUUUCGUUACCGGGUCAAAACUCUAAGUAUGGACUGUCUUAAACUCGACCAAGGUGAGAUCGCUGAUUGUCGCCCGUCCUUGGUGUUCGAAGAUGGAUCUUAUACCAUACCAGAAUUGCUCGACUCGCACCUGCUCCCGGUAGUUGCGCAGUACGACAGUGCGCACAUGCCACUUCCGUUCCACGAAUUCAACUUUGACCUGUCGCAGCCUUUGAUGCUGUACAAAAGGAGAAAUAUUCAGAAAGUUGCAGCCAGGUCCCUGUACAUCCACGAUGACAAGUACGAGGAGAUUGGGGAAUCGCUCCUCAUACCCGAGGAUUAUAAAGGUUGGUUCGCGGUCCUUCAGCGCGUGACCGGGAGCACGCGAGCCGACGACAGCGUUCCCCACUUCACCGAUGUAGAGGAGGUGGCGAACUCCAACACAGACCGUUUCCUCAUAGGCGGCACAAAGAAAGUGAGCGGCCUGCAGAUCAUCGACAACUCCCUCAUGCCGCUUAAACACGAACAGCGCUAUUUCCUUCCGGGAGACGUUUUGACGAAAGAGAAGGUAUUCUAUGGAGAGACGAAGAAACGCUCGCGGUUGUUCCGGAAACCGAAAUAUAUUACAGAAAAGUUUCUCAUGUGCAGAGACGAGUCCGAUCGCGAUGUUCUCCUGCCAUUUGAGCAGAAAGGCAUUUUCUACCAAGUGUCACAUAAGUACGGAAAGGCACAGAAGAAUGUCAUGCAGAUGAGUGAUAUCGUUGCUAGGAAACUCACCCCGAGAAUCAUCAAGCUUGUGUUCGGACGGUUUCCCAUUACACCGUGCUCUUUUACAGGUCUCAUGAAAGCAGAAUCUUCCAAAAUCGAGACUUCUAUCAUCGCGUCAACUGUUAUCAAUACAAAAAACAUCCUUAUGGAGAUUCCGUUGUCAUCUAACAUUUCUUUUCGCGUGGCACUCACGGACAACGCGUUACGCCAGAACGCGUGUUACAGGAGUGCGAUCAGUCUGUGUGCGGAACGCGCUAUAACGUAUAUGCGCAACAUAAAGGUCUGCUACAACUUCACCGCUGAUGAUUCUGAAGAAGAAACUACAUAUUGGGACCAAAAAGAGAAUAACUUUUCACCAACAUUGAAGCGUGUGGCUUCCAUUAAAUGCGAACCGAUCGAGAGACCGCACAAACCAUUGAAGACUUUUCUAUCAUUUCAAGAUGACAAUUUAAACGACAGAACUAAAAAUUCCCACGAAACUUUACGGCGGGGAUUCUCAGCUGAUUUAAACGACAGUGUUACCGUAAGACCAGCGAGAUGCGCUUCAACGGGUCGCAUGAGUUUCUGUCUAGGGAACAGUUAUCUGACAGUACCAGUGUUCGAACCUGGUUUUGACCUGAAGCGAAACUCUGGUAACAACAACACAUUUUCAGAAGCAAUAUUCACCACAAGAGGUGGUUCGCGGAUUUCAUACAACGGAAUGUUCUUUGAAGAAGAAGAAAACAAUGAAGGAGAAACACCGUCACUUGAUUCCUCGAAUGCUACGAUACCUCCUUCAAUGUCAUCGACCAGGAUUGAUUCAUACGUAAAUGCAGUUUCUCCCCCGCCGAUGUCCCCAGCUUCUGAAUUUGAGGACUACAUUCCGGUAUCCGCCUGCCGAGGGCCGAACACGCAGCCACCGGACUCAUUGCCGCCUCCGCCACCGCGGUCCUCUAGCACGAGUGGCGUGUCAUCGGGAACCUCAUCACCGUCGGGCGUCGGGACAUCUUCACACAGGGGGUCGAACGAAUCAUUUGAAUAUGCUGUUCCAAAAAUUGAAGACCCACAAACAAUUCUUUCUAACAUACAAGAAAAUAACAAUAAUGCAUCAGCUACAACAAACUACACCGAUUCCGUUAAGCCGAAAGUACGACGUCCAUCAACGUUUAAUUUUUCCGAAGGUUGCCUCGUGAAACCAACGUCAGUCUCCACGCUUCCCGGAUGUGACGUCAUUGAAAAUAUUCGUGAUCACGUAGUAGAGGAUGGAAGUCCGGUAUAUGAAAAUAUUAAGUCGUUGAUGGAGAUGGUUGCACAUCUGGAGUCACUGGAGACAGAUAUGGAAGUCAGAGAUGACAUUACACCCAGAGACACGGACAGUGAACAAGAUAAUGACGUUGAAGACAUUGCUCCAGAAUGUGCCCUUCAGAAACAAACAGCUACCAAAAACAACACAUGCAACGUUAUUGCAUCGCCUAAAGUUGAGAAAACAUGCAUGGCAAAUGCUUCAAAUUUACUAUCUCUUGAAGAUGAAAAUAUGAACUGCAAAGCAAUUGAAAGUGAUUUUAAACUCCCCGUUGAAAUACGUCAUGCGGAUGAAACGGAAUCUGACUGUGUCUCUUUCGAUAAGUUUGACAGAAAAGACGACGAUACCCUCUGUAAUGAUGUUGAUAUCUUUUCAGAUAACACGGAACCUGACUUAAAAAAUAUUGAUGGCCAUAUUGCUGACAUAACGUCCGUUUCUGAAGUUGACAUUGCUGAAAAGAGCGAUCAGCCGAGUGAACUGAAUACAGUAAGCAAUGCCAUUUUAUUACCAAAUUAUGCUGAAAAUGUCGACAAAAGUCAUCCAAUACAUGAACGAGAUCUCGUGUGUACUGAAACAGACUGUAGUACCGAGAACACGCUGCCUGGGAAUUGUAAUCGAGAACUGGAUGAUAUCAGCUUUUCAGAAUGUAAUAAAAAUGAUGUUGAGGCGGAUGCUAAGUACAAUACAGAGCAUACGAUCGAAAGGGCUGUUCAGGAACAAUAUACGUACAACGAAGACAACUAUUUGGAAUAUCCUGCAGACGGUGAAACUAUCUGUAAUAAUAACUUGGAGUUCGACAACAUUUUAUUUGGUGAACAGAACACUGAUACAAGUGUGAUGCCAGAUAUCAAUGAUCUUUGUCCGGUCACCACUGAGACAACUACUGAAUUAGUAAGUGAAAUCGACGAACACUGUAUGGAUAUUGCUAUCGAAACAAAGACGGAAGGUUCCUCAAAUGACGAACCAAAUGACUCAGAUGUGUCUGGCAUUGACGUUAGUAAUAACGUAAAGCCAUCUGACACAUCAAAUCCUUGGCGUGUUGCUGCUAAUAGAAUGACAUUAAAUGAAGAAAUCCCAGAAAAGACAACAUUUUCUCCAGUAACGACUCGUAGUCACAUUGAAACGAUCUGUAAAGGCCUUCGAGAACUCACAGUUGAUGACGUUUCCAGUCGAUUAAAUACUAUUGGUAUUAAAGAUGCUUCGAUUGAGAAAAUUCGGGAAAUGGGAGUGGAUGGGAUGAGGUUUGAGGAGGUGUUAGAGGGCACUUUGAACAUCCGCGACUGCCUGAGAGGCGUGAAUCUGGUCGAUCAGCAGAAAAUAUCCAUGUUUAUCAGAGGAUGGAGAAUUGAUGUUUAGAUUGUUUUGUCGAAUGUGUGACACCACUGAGAUGAAUUUCUUUUCAUUUUUGUUGUGUUGAACAAACUUCAUGGCUUUCUGUUCUUGUUUUUUUUAACAAACGUGGCCACUCAUAAAUAUAUAUAUAUAUAUCGUAUGAUAAUCAUUCCAUGUAUCAUGAUACAGUAGAAACUCGAUAUGUCGAACUCUGUUAUCUCGAUGUUCUGGUUAUGUCAACCUUUUCCAAAUGUUUUAAGUUAUUUUCGAUUUCGACAUAGCUUAUUUUGACUGUAUAAUUGAUUGUACAUAAUGAUAUACACAUGUAUCUUGGCAAGACUGCCAAUACCAUACAAUGAUUGUGUUCUUUUGAAGUCAUGUUUGCAUCAUCAUUAAAAUCUCAAUCCACA
Mya arenaria is the source of this 4022-nucleotide messenger RNA. RefSeq lists its product as uncharacterized. The transcript is spliced from 4 exons. NCBI's taxonomy places the organism in Eukaryota, Metazoa, Mollusca, Bivalvia, Myida, Myidae. Bases 280 to 3636 code for a protein of 1118 amino acids. The record is from RefSeq and is a predicted model, not a curated record.